Ostrinia nubilalis (European corn borer) is the source of this 677-nucleotide messenger RNA. RefSeq names its product trypsin inhibitor-like. The record is from RefSeq and is a predicted model, not a curated record. Lineage: Eukaryota; Metazoa; Arthropoda; Insecta; Lepidoptera; Crambidae. Gene Ontology annotation, molecular function: serine-type endopeptidase inhibitor activity. Bases 64 to 315 code for a protein of 83 amino acids. The transcript has 3 exons.
AUUGUUCUACAUGUUUUUCAUCCUCGCGGUUUAUCAGAACACAAUUAAAUUAAUUCAUUCAAAAUGUUCAAACUAAGUUUCAUUAUUGUCAUGUUGGUAGCCAUUGCGAGCGUUUUAAGCAGUGACGCCCCAGCCCCAGACUGCACCUCUCCUUUUGCCACCGGACUAUGCAGAGGCUCGUUCAAAGUUUACGGCUACAAUCCUGACAGUGGAAAAUGCGAAUCGUUCAUCUACGGGGGAUGUUUAGGCAACGACAACCGUUACAACACUCUAGAGGACUGCCAAGCUGCUUGCGAGAGUGACUGCAACAAAUAACGAGACGCAAGCAAUCAAUUGGGUAUUUGACAGCACAGUCAAUUGACAUACUUUUUUCAAACUGUCAAAACGCACCAUUCCCUAUUUUUCACACUUUUGCUAUGUCAGCAAAAGUAUAAAAAAACAGAAAGGGAAGCUAAGUUAGUAAUGCUAAAUUUGCUAAGUGGUGUCUUGUUAUUAUAGUGUCAACUACCCAAUGAUAAUAAGAAUAAGAAUAAGAAAAACUUUAUUUGACACAAAAAGAAAAAAUAAGAAACAGAACAAAGAUGAUCGAUUUGAUUUUUAAAUGACUUAUGGUUUUAUCGAUAUUAUUUAGGAUGAGAAUUAUAUUGAUUUUAUUUAACUAUUUAUUACAAAAACAA